Molecule: messenger RNA, 680 nt
Organism: Drosophila eugracilis
Lineage: Eukaryota; Metazoa; Arthropoda; Insecta; Diptera; Drosophilidae
Exons: 4
Coding region: 106-621 (171 amino acids)
Source: RefSeq, a predicted model, not a curated record
GAGAUUUUGAGUUUCGGCGAUACAUAUUUUGUUUUUCGACUCGUUUAUACACCGGUCAUCCAGACACGCUUUAACACAUCAAUAAACUAGUGCAACUCUCUUAAAAUGACUUUUGUUGAAACAUUUCUGUUUUGCAUUGAGCUAAAAUAUGGUUUAAUUAUAAUAGGGUUCGUGGACAUGAUCUUAAGUGCAAUCCUUGGAAGUUAUUUACCAUGGAUAAGGCGAAAAGCAGAUGAUGAUCUUGGGUUACUUACGGAAGAGCCUCAAACCGCUAGAAUUACAAAUUCUAAAAUAAUUAGCGAAUACAGGUUCUAUACCGGUGCCGACUUUUACUUCAAUAGGUUCGGCUAUUCAAUGUUCAUAUUUUGUGUGGUCGUCCUUACCCUCCACAUUGGCUCCUGUAUACUACUCAUUUGUUCAGCGAUUUCCGACACAAAAUGGAUGUCGGCUCCCUAUGUAGCUACUGCGCUAAUGCGUUUCGUUGUUUUGCUUCUUAUUUUGAUUUGGAUAGUUACUAAGUCGUUUGAUUGUACCACCAGUUUUUGGUUGAUCGGUCUUAGUCUAUUUCCAGCCACUUACUUCUGGCUAUCGGUCGUCUCGUGGUAUCAGCCAGUCGAAUAAAAAAAUUUUGUGUUCAAUUUUGUGUUUCUAAAUCUGUAGUUGGCCUUGCAAAGUCAUUU